AUGUGUUACAAGCAUAUUCCUGAUGCAAGAAGAAGGAAGCUUAAUGACAAGAGUGAACAUAUGAUUCUGGUAGGAUAUCAUGAGGUAACUGCUCCUUAUACUCCUCAACAUAAUGGAAUAUCAGAAAGAAAAAACAUGAUCAUAUUGGACAUAGCGAGAUGCAUGCUGAAGCAGAACAAUUUUCCAAAAUCCUUAUGGGGUGAAGUUGUUUCGACUGCUGUUUAUAUAUUGAAUAGGUUUUCUACCAAGAAGGUGAAGAACAAGGUUCCUGAAGAAGCGUGGAGUGGUAAACGACCAUCAAUGAGUCAUCUAAAGGUGUUUGGCUAUAUGUGUUACAAGCAUGUUCCUGAUGCAAGAAGAAGGAAACUUGAUGACAAGAGUGAACCUAUGAUUCUGGUAGGAUAUCAUAAGACUGGAGCAUACAGGUUGUUCAAUCCAAUCAAUCAGAAGAUUAUGAUUAGUCGAGAUAUUGUGAUUGAUGAAAAUUCUGCUUGGGAUUGGAAUUCUAGUAACACAACUGAGAAGCCAUUGAUGAGCUAUGGUUUCGACGAAGCAAGUAUUGAUGUCACAGUCGAAGAUGUUGUCAAUAUUCAAGUUGAAGUCGAAGUUGUUGUUGACAUACCCGACAUAGUCGAAGUCGGAGAAGUUAUGGCUAGCACAAGUCAGAGACCUCAAAGAACUAAAGAUCGUUCAACAAGACUUCAAGACUAUGAAGUGGUUGGUCAUGAUAAAGUCACAACAAAUGGAGAACUAGUUCAUUUUGGUUUACUUGCAGGUGCUGAACCAAUCAACUAUAACGAGACUUUAAAGAAUAUGAAGUGGAAAUCUAAGAGUUACAAGCAAUCGAAAGAAAUAACAUAUAGGAUAACUAGAAAUAGCUUGAAGAACUUGUUAAAGUUCAAAAAGUUGAUGAAGAAGGAAUUUGAAAUGUCAGAUCUGGGAAAGGAGAUACUCAAGGCAUGGAAUUUUGAAUGUGGAAGCAAGUUUGUGAUGGUGCUAUUGAAGUCAUCAGUGCCAAUAUCAUUUGAAGGUAACAAAGAACCAGCUGCUUAUGCUGAAAUAAUAUCAAUGGGUGGCAUAAAUAAAGAAGUGAAGAGUAAACUCAUUGCUACAAUUGCAUACAAAACCAAAAGUCAUAGCAUAGACACAGUUGAUUCCCCGAAUGUCAAAAAGAUCCCAGCUGCUAAGCCCGGUGAUAUGUCUGUAGUAUGUGUUUGCGAGCUACCUGAGAUUAAGGGAAAAUUUGAUCUGGAGAAAGCUAAGGCACUUGGUCUCAGACCUGGGCCAAAGUAUCGUGAACUGCAACUUGGAAAUUCUGUGAAAUCUGAUCAUCAAAAUGUUAUGGUUCAUCCAAGUGAUGUCAUGGGUCCUUCUAUUCCUGGUCCUAUUGUACUUGUUGUAGAUUGCCCAACAGAAUCUCACUUGGAAGCAUUAUUGUCUGCAAAAUCACUAGCUACUUAUGGUGAUCAAGUGGGAAACAUGUCAAAGAGUGUUGCAUGCGUAAUUCACUUAACUCCUGAAUUUGUUGUAAGUUGUUCAAAUUACCAAAAGUGGAUGAAGACAUUUGGUUCUGCACAGCAUAUCAUGGCUGGACAUGAAAAGAAGAAUAUAGAGGUCCCGAUUUUGGAAGCUAGUGCAAGAAUCGCAACACGACUUAAUUACUUAUGUCCUCAGUUCUUUCCAGCUCCGGGAUUUUGGUCUACCCCAAAUCAGAAUUGCUCAAAACCUGGCUUUCUUGCUUCAAAGAUUAUUGAUGAGUUGCUGUUAGAGAUUCCAGAGGUUGUGGAAGCAGCUCAGCAUGUCAGUCAGCUCUGGCAAGAUUCCAGUCAUACAACGGAGGAUUUAAUUCCCGGGUCUGAUCACAAGAUGUUGGUUGAGGAGCCAUGGUUGUGUGAAGAUGGUAUGGCUCCUACUUGCUUGGAAAAUAUAAGAAGAGAUGACUUGGAGAUAGUGCUUCUUGGAACUGGUUCAUCCCAGCCAUCCAAGUAUCGGAAUGUGACCUCAAUAUAUAUAAAUCUUUUCUCGAAAGUUGGUUUGCUCUUGGAUUGUGGCGAAGGAUCCCUAGGACAGCUCAAAAGAAGAUAUGGUGUAAGUGGUGCUGAUGAUGUUGUGAGGUCUUUAAGCUGCAUUUGGAUUUCUCGUAUUCACGCCGAUCACCACACUGGGUUGGCUAGGAUUCUUGCUCUCCGCCGUGAUUUGCUGAGAGGAGUUCCUCACAAACCGGUGCUUGUUGUAGGACCAAGGAAACUCGAGAGAUAUUUAGAUGCAUACCAAAGACUAGAAGAUCUAGAUAUGAUGUUUCUUGACUGCAAGCAUACCACAGAAGCGUCAUUGGAUGAUUUUGAGAAUGACUUGCAAAAAACAGUUAAUUCUCAGGAUCUGAGCAAUAACAGUGCGAAAAUAAAUGCAUCCAAAGAUGAUUCAACUUUAUUUGCUAAAGGGUCUCGUAUGCAAAGCUACUUGAAAAUACCAGGUAGUCCUGUUGACAAAGAUGCAGUUUACCCCCUCCUAAGGAAAUUGAAGCAUGUAAUCCGAGAAGCCGGUCUCAAUGCCUUGAUUAGUUUUCCUGUUGUACAUUGCCCACAGUCAUAUGGUGUUGUUCUACAAGCAGAAGAGAGGACUAAUAGUAUUGGAAAAGUGAUACCUGGUUGGAAGAUUGUAUACUCUGGUGACACUAGGCCCUGUCCAGAGCUGAUAGAAGCAUCUCGAAAUGCAACUGUUCUUAUACACGAGGCAACUUUUGAGGAGGGUAUGGUAGAGGAUGGCACUUGAGCGACAGAGGUCCUUACCAAAUCCUUAUCCACGCUGGCCAGGGAUUGAUGCAGCAUCCCUUCCGCCAAAAUCAGUUCCAGAUGCAUCACCACAUUCAAAACUUAUGUCUUCGUUGAGUGACAAUUCUCGACAGUUUCAUUCCCAAAAUUCCGAGUUGAUCUCAGUUAUCCAAGGAUUAUCCGACCGGGCACCCACAGGCUUAAAUAAUAGUGUUACCGGCUGGUCGAAUUAUCCUCUGCAAGCUGGAUUGAGUCCCCUUCAGAAUAAUAUUAACUUGCAUCAUGAUCAAAAUACCAUUUGGAAUUCAACAACAGACAUUUCAAGCACCGAACCAUUUGUCUUUAAAUAACUUAAGAGCUCAACCUGCGGAUAACCCAGCUAGUUCUUUGACAGCAGAGAAGCUACUUUCUUCUGGUUUAGCUCAUGAUCCACAAAUAAUGAAUAUGUUGCAACAGUAAUACUUGCAGCAGAUGCCUUUAUUAGAUAAACUCAUAUUUUUGAAGCAGAAGUAGGAGGAGCAACAGCUGUUCUUAAGGCAACAACAUCAACGACUGCUUUCCAAAAUGUUGCGGGACCAAUAGUCUAGCCAGCUCUUUAGUAAUCCAUCUUAUUGACAGUUGCAGAGUUCACUACCAAUGGGACAUUUGCAGGGUGAUCUUUCUCAUCUUCAAACCCCACAAGAUGCUUUUCCUAUGAGCUCUCAGAUUGCCAAUUCCUAGUGUGCAUAAUGAACUUAGUACUGAUUCUAUGAAUCUGCAUCUUAACGUCAGCCAAGAUGCAAGUUAUACAGGUGAGUAGCAUGUAACUCAAACCACAAUAGCAACAAAGCCAACGGAGUGAGCAUGGCAUGGAAAUGAACCAGGACAAAAGGUUGGAGGCCUUUCAUACUUAAAGAAAACCUCCAGGCACCAAUCUUGAUACUUUAUGACAGUUCAUCUCUUCAGAGGUUUCUUAAGAUCAACCUUGACUUUGAUUCAAAAGAACUUUCCCAUCGUAUCCGUCUCCUUUGGGUCGAUUUCUUCAUACUGACGAAUUAUGCCUCCCAGUUGUUGAGCCAUUGCUUCCAAUCUGAGCUUCAAAGGUAAAUCAUAAACCCUAAUCUAAGACACUCCAUAAUUCAUUUCAAAUCCAGAUGGUUGUUCUUCACCCAAAAACCCCUUGAAGAUUAGAAAGCUUCUUUCAAAAUUCCAGGGACCUCAAUUUAUCACCGUAUCUGCAUCCCGUUUGGAUGAGAAAUGGAAGAAAAAAUGGUUCUUUCCUAGAUCUUGCGCUUUAACUUUAUUCUUGAGUUGCCAUGCUUAAAUCAUUUAUCACCGUAUCUGCAUCCCAUUUGGACGAGAAAUGGAACAAAAAAUGGUUCUUUCCUAGAUCUUGCGCUUCAACUUUAUUCUUGAGUCGCCAUGCUUGAGUCAUUGUUGAUUUGAAAGCCCUAUUGUUGAAAGGGUUAUUGGUCCACAACUUCCCAACGAAGGUUCUGUAAAAGAUAUCAUCACCUAAUUUCGCCUCCCCAUUCACCGAUAUUCAUUCUUCUUCUUUCUCUGAGAGAGGAAUAUUUUUCCACCACUCCAUGAAUUGUAACACCACAGAAAGAAAGCCAAAAGACCAACGAAAAAAUAAUAGAAAAAUACAACCGCACCAUCGAAGAGCUACAAGUAGACACAAAGGGAAAGAAACCUAGAGGGCACCACCAAAAGAGAGGUAAACGGGGCUUGGCAUGGAA
Messenger RNA from Lathyrus oleraceus (garden pea), 4492 nucleotides. Its product is annotated as tRNase Z TRZ3, mitochondrial. Gene Ontology annotation, cellular component: mitochondrion. Lineage: Eukaryota; Viridiplantae; Streptophyta; Magnoliopsida; Fabales; Fabaceae. The coding region runs from base 1 to 2772 and encodes 923 amino acids. Gene Ontology annotation, biological process: DNA integration; mitochondrial tRNA 3'-end processing. The transcript is spliced from 4 exons. Gene Ontology annotation, molecular function: nucleic acid binding; 3'-tRNA processing endoribonuclease activity. The record is from RefSeq and is a predicted model, not a curated record.